AUGACAUCAGGCCUCCUCUGCCUCCUCGCCCUUCCGUGCCUCCUUGGCCAGGCCACAGGGGAUUUGGAGCCCCUGAUCCUCAGCACCCCCUCCAGCUCUUUCCCUGACCCUGUUUUGAGCUCCAGCUUCAUCCCUGGCUCCAGCUCCAACAACAGCUUUGGUCCCAGCGCUGGCUCCGUGACUCAGUCGCUUUCCAAUUUCACUGGAUUCGAGGAUGACCACGGCACCUGCCAGUGCUCUGUCAUCCUCCCGGACACCACCUUUCCUGUGCAGAGAGUGGAACACUUGGAAGUCACGGCUCACAUUCUCUCCCAGAAGUUCGAGAAAGAGCUUUCUAAAGUGAGGGAGUACGUCCAAUUAAUCAGUGUGUAUGAAAAGAAGCUCUUCAACCUAACCGUCCGAGUAGAGAUCAUGGAAAAGGAUACCAUUUCUUACACUGAAUUGGACUUUGAGCUGAUCAAGAUAGAAGUGAAGGAGAUGGAGAAACUGAUCACACAGCUGAAGGGCAGUGUUGUCGGAAGCACAACAAUUGUGGACCAGCUGGAAGUGGAGAUAAGGAAUAUGACUCUCCUGGUAGAGAAGCUGGAGACGCUAGACAAAAACAAUGUCCUUGCCAUUCGCCGAGAAAUCCUGGCUCUGAAGACCAGGCUAAAGGAAUGCGAAGCCUCUAAAGGUGAAAAUGUUCCUGUCACCCCACCUCCUCUUGCCCCUGGGAGCUGUGGCCAUGGCGGUGUGGUGAAUAUCAGCAAGCCGGCUGUAGUUCAGCUCAACUGGAGAGGGUUUGCCUAUAAGUAUGGUGCCUGGGGUCGGGAUUACUCUCCCCAGCAUCCAGAAGGGGGGCUAUAUUGGGUGGCACCUUUGAAUACAGAUGGGAGAACUCUGGAAUAUUACAGACUCCACAAUACACUGGAUGAUUUGCUGUUGUACAUAAAUGCCCAAGAUCAUCGGAUUACCUAUGGCCAAGGCGGUGGUACAGCAGUUUAUAACAACUACAUGUAUGUCAACUGGUACAACACCGGGAACAUUGCCAAAAUUAACCUGAGUAACAACAGGGCUGAAGUGACUCAAACUCUCCCUAAUGCUGCCUAUAAUAACCGCUUUUCAUAUGCUAAUGUUGGUUGGCAAGAUAUUGACUUGGCUGUGGAUGAGAAUGGAUUGUGGGUGAUUUAUUCAACUGAAGCCAGCACUGGUAACAUGGUGAUUAGUAAACUCAACGACACCACACUCGUGGUGUUAAACACUUGGUACACCAAGCAGUAUAAACCAUCUGUUUCCAAUGCCUUCAUGGUGUGUGGGGUUCUGUAUGCCACUCACAUUGUGAACACCAAAGAAGAAGAGAUUUUCUACUACUAUGACACAAACUCAGGGAAAGAGGGCAGACUAGACAUCACAAUGCAUAAGAUGCAGGAAAGAGUGCAGAGCAUUAACUAUCACCCUUUUGAGCAGAAACUUUUUGUCUAUAAUGAUGGUUACCUUCUGAAUUAUGAUCUGACCUUUAACCAGGAACCCAAGUAA
This is a messenger RNA of Neomonachus schauinslandi (Hawaiian monk seal), 1515 nucleotides long. RefSeq names its product olfactomedin 4 (gene OLFM4). NCBI's taxonomy places the organism in Eukaryota, Metazoa, Chordata, Mammalia, Carnivora, Phocidae. The transcript has 5 exons. The record is from RefSeq and is a predicted model, not a curated record. Bases 1 to 1515 code for a protein of 504 amino acids. Gene Ontology annotation, biological process: signal transduction.